AUGACGUCCGAUUACCCAAUUGCUAAAAGUGAAACAUUGUCAUUGUUGAAUGAAGUUGGAAGUUUUGAAUUUUUAUUAAGUCUGAUUAUUUGGUAUGAACUACUUACAGAAGUAAAUAUUGUAAGUAAGAAUUUUCAAAAUCCUAAUAUGCAAUUAGAUGUUUUAAGUAACAUGCUUAAAGGUCUUAUUGUAUUUCUUGAAAAAUACCGAGACAAUGGAUUUGAAAAAGCAAUGGAAACUGCCAAACAACUAGCAAUUGCUAUUGAGAUUGAACCUACAUUUAAUGAAGUACGUUACAGAAAAUAG
Macrosiphum euphorbiae (potato aphid) is the source of this 306-nucleotide messenger RNA. Lineage: Eukaryota; Metazoa; Arthropoda; Insecta; Hemiptera; Aphididae. The record is from the annotation of a GenBank genome assembly.